Molecule: messenger RNA, 1149 nt
Organism: Belonocnema kinseyi
Lineage: Eukaryota; Metazoa; Arthropoda; Insecta; Hymenoptera; Cynipidae
Exons: 1
Coding region: 1-1149 (382 amino acids)
Source: RefSeq, a predicted model, not a curated record
AUGAUAUCAAAUACAUCUUUAACGCCUCAUCAAGCACAAUCUACUCAUGCGGUUUCGGUAAUGCAGAUUUCUCAGAAGAAGUCACCGUUGGUUCUCCUGACAACAGCAAUGGUCAAUGUGACUACAUCAUCUGAUCAUACAAAGUGUGUUCGAGCACUUAUAGAUCAAGGCUCAGAGGUGUCGAUAAUCUCUGAGUCCCUUGCUCAAAGUCUCCAACUCCCUCGUACCAGAGGACCUGUUGUUCUCCUAGGAGUUGAGGAAAGUAAGUGGGGAACAUCUCGUAGAUCAGUCAACGUCGUUUUCUCAUCAAGUUUUGAUUCGGGCUUUAAACUUCAACUCCAGGCUCUUGUUCUUCCAAAGUUGAUUUCUAAACGCCCAGAGCAUCAAAUUAGUCUUGAGGAAUGGCUUCAUCUCACUGGUCUACAAUCAGCGGAUCCGAAGUUUAGUGGAAAUGCUCCGAUUGAUUUAAGUUUAGGUGUGGAUGUCUAUGCAAUUUUAAUUAAACAACGUCUUCAAAAGGGUCCCCCGGGCACUCCUGUAGCUCAAGAUUCCGUAUUCGGGUGGAUUCUCCGUGGACAUACAGGCAAUACCUCACCGUUGGAUUCAUGUACAGUGAAUAUGUCUCAUUGUUCCAAGAGUGAAGAACUUUUUUUUGACCUUCAAAAAUUUUGGGACGAUUCGGAAGGCGUGCCUCCUAAACCUUUCCGGACAGCUGAGGAAGAAGAGUGUGAAAAAAUUUUCCAAAAAACUCACUCUAGGACUAAAGAUGGGAGAUACGUCGUGCAUCUGCCCAUUAAGAGUGACGUCACGUCGUUAGGAGAUUCCUAUUCUGCAGCUCUUCGCAUGUUACUUCAUAUGGAACAGCGGUUCAAACGAGAUGUUCAUCUCCAAGAAGCGUAUGCCAAAUUCAUGGAAGAAUACCAUCAACUUCAACAUAUGAAGACCGUCAACAUCACUGCAGAUCCAAGGAGUAUCUCGCGGUCAUUUUUGCUUGCGCAUCAUGGAGUUUGGCGUGAAUCUAGUUUAACCACGAAACUACGAGUAGUUUUUAAUUGUUCUCGACGAUCAAGUCGAGGCAUUUCAUUGAACGAGUGUCUUUACGCAGAGCCAAAAUUACAAUUAAAUAUUUCAGAUGUCUUGCUGCUGUAG